AAAUAAUAACUAAUCCGAACAACUGUCAUGCCUAUGUUUCUCUUCUAUCUCCUCUCAUUUUGUAAAAAUUUCCCCUUUUCCUCUGUUUUCACUAUGCUUCGACUCUCCAAUCAACUUGUUCAUUAACACAAACCAUGUUCCUCUUAUUCUUUGUUUUAACAGCAACCACCAUACCCUGAAGCAAAUCUGAGAAAGGGGAGCUCACAGCCCCCCAGUUUCUUGGAAGAAAAUAAAGAAGUUGAAGAAAGAGUAUUCUUUAGGCGACUAGCUAUUCUCAUUUUCUUUUAAUUCCUACGCCGGCCAAGGAAAAUGAGCGCCUCCAGAUUCAUAAAGUGUGUCACCGUCGGCGAUGGCGCCGUCGGCAAGACCUGCCUGCUCAUUUCUUACACCAGCAAUACUUUCCCCACGGACUAUGUCCCGACAGUUUUCGACAAUUUCAGCGCAAAUGUUGUGGUGGAUGGUAGCACUGUCAACUUAGGUUUAUGGGAUACUGCUGGUCAGGAAGAUUACAAUAGAUUAAGACCUCUGAGCUAUCGUGGGGCUGAUGUGUUUAUUCUUGCAUUUUCUCUCAUCAGCAAGGCCAGUUACGAAAAUGUUACCAAGAAGUGGAUUCCUGAAUUGAACCAUUAUGCACCCGGUGUUCCGAUAGUUCUGGUCGGAACUAAGCUUGAUCUCCGGGAUGAUUCGCAAUACUUGGCAGAUCAUCCUAGUGCACUGCCAAUUUCUACAGCUCAGGGAGAGGAGUUAAAGAAACAGAUAGAGUCUUCUUCCUACAUCGAGUGCAGUGCAAAAUCACAGCAGAAUGUGAAGGCAGUGUUUGAUGCAGCCAUUAAGGUAGUGCUCCAGCCUCCUAAGAAAAAUAAGAAGAAAAAAUCUGGUGGUUGCUCAAUAUUAUGAUCAGUGGAAGAUUCAAGGAUGAAACCAAGUGCCAGCUUCUUGCUGUGCGUAUCUCUACCACUGUCACCUUUUUUUGAAGCAGCAGAAGCCAUCAUGUAUAGUCUCAAGAUAGCAUCAGGUUGUUUCGUGUUUUACUUAUUGCCAUGGUCUGUAGGUGAUGAUGAUAAAUAUUUCAUGUUAACAUGCAUACCUCAUUCUGGUUUUCAUGUUUAAACUUCCACUCAUGUGUAAACCAGAUGCAUACCUAUUAAGAAAUAACCAUUUUCUUGCAUUAUGCUUUAAUUUUAAGCAAUUUGAUUAAA
This is a messenger RNA of Gossypium raimondii (Peruvian cotton), 1199 nucleotides long. Its product is annotated as rac-like GTP-binding protein 5. The transcript has 7 exons. The record is from RefSeq and is a predicted model, not a curated record. Lineage: Eukaryota; Viridiplantae; Streptophyta; Magnoliopsida; Malvales; Malvaceae. The coding region runs from base 310 to 897 and encodes 195 amino acids. Gene Ontology annotation, molecular function: GTP binding; GTPase activity; protein kinase binding. Gene Ontology annotation, biological process: establishment or maintenance of cell polarity; regulation of cell shape; regulation of actin cytoskeleton organization. Gene Ontology annotation, cellular component: plasma membrane; cytoskeleton; cell cortex.